Rhea pennata is the source of this 4915-nucleotide messenger RNA. RefSeq names its product septin 9 (gene SEPTIN9). Bases 785 to 2506 code for a protein of 573 amino acids. Lineage: Eukaryota; Metazoa; Chordata; Aves; Rheiformes; Rheidae. Gene Ontology annotation, biological process: intracellular protein localization; cytoskeleton-dependent cytokinesis. Gene Ontology annotation, molecular function: GTP binding; molecular adaptor activity; GTPase activity. The record is from RefSeq and is a predicted model, not a curated record. Gene Ontology annotation, cellular component: septin complex; septin ring; cell division site. The transcript has 11 exons.
GAUCCGGUAGUAAAACUCGCCGGCAGGCUCGCAGCGGGGAGAGUAAACACGCGCGGCGCUCGGGCGCUGCCUGGUAGCCGCAGCCCGCGAUGCUGUGCCUGCGAAUGAAGUCAGCCUUCAUCAGCCGAAUAGUUUAUGCAUGAACCGAAACUUCAGACCUGGCUGGGUGGGGAAACAAGCAGGAUCUUUGCUCUUUUAAAAUGCUCUAGCCAAGGAAGGAGGAGGGGAAGAGAGGAAAUAGCAGCAGAAUAAGACCGGGGAAGCAAGGAGAGAUUUGAGAAGCUGGAUGAGUUGUUCGCUCUGUUAUUGCAAGGAGCCAACUUCCUUAAGCAUCUCCUGGUGGAUAUUAAGAGAGAACUGUGGAGACUGGAGCGUUCCCCUGGACACUCGCACGCUGUAGCUUUAAGACCGUUUUACGGAGGACUUGGGAUUUUCAGUUUUCCUGUGCCUGGUGGAGUAUUUCAGGGAGCUACAGAAUUUUCGGGUCAUGCACCCCCUUUUUCUGUUUUUUUCUUCCUUUCUCUUUCUCUCUCACUCUUUUUCAUUUCAAAGAGACAAAGCUACUUCAGUUUGGAGCACAAACAUAUGAUCAGCACAUGGAAAUGUGGUAAUUUGGAUGCGUUCGUGAUUGCAACAGAUUGAAGAAAUUAGACCAGACAAAGAGCUUUUUUUGGAAGAGGAGGAGGAGGCGAGGCAAGGAGGAAGGGAGAGUGGGUGAAAGAAGGGGACGCCACCGAAAAAAGGGACGGCCGUGACACGCGGAUGCUAAAUAUAUCCCGUAGUAAUGGAGAGGGACCGGAUUUCAGCUCUGAAAAGAUCUUUUGAGGUCGAGGAGGUAGAUCAGUCUUCAAAUUCCUCCACCCCACAAAGACGGACCCCAAACCCCCUCCUCAGAUCUACUGUGUCCAGCUCCACACAGAAGUUUCAGGAACUUGGUGCCCGGAAUUCGGAGUCAUCUGCCAGGCAUGCAGACCCAACAAGCCAAAGAUCACCCAAGUCCUCUCUGAGGAGAGUGGAGCUGUCUGGACCCAAACUGCCUGAGCCGGUGUCCAGAAGAACAGAAAUCUCCAUUGACAUCUCAUCCAAGCAGGUGGAGAACUCCACUUCAGGGUUAUCAAGGUUUGGCCUCAAAAGAGCAGAUGUGCUGGGGCAUAAGCCUCCUGAGCCCACCCCAAGAAGGACUGAAAUCACUCUAGGCAAGCCGCAGGAGCCAGGUCUCCGGAGAGUGGAAGCACCGGUGUCGAAGAUUCCAGAGAUGCCCCAGCGGAGAGCUGAUGCAGCUAGUGCUCCUGUGCCCGAUCUGGCCACAAAACGAGUGGAAAUUCAGGUAGCGAAGGCUGCUGAGGUCCCAGCCCCGCCAAUUCGACAGAUGGAGAAUUUGGAGCCUUCUCUAACCAGCCAGCCUCCCCCACCAGAAUCAAAGCCACAACCCGUGGUGAUCGAAAGUCCACCAAAGACAGAAGAAGGUCCCGAGGCAGUUCCCAGCUACGCGCCCAGCAUGACGGACGCUCCCAGAGAUGCCGGCCUCAAGCAGGCAGCGCCGACGCGGCCGGAGAAGCCUGCUGCAGACUUCGGCUACGUGGGGAUAGAUGCCAUCCUGGAGCAGAUGAGGAGGAAAGCGAUGAAGCAGGGGUUUGAGUUCAACAUCAUGGUUGUCGGUCAGAGUGGCUUGGGGAAGUCCACAUUAAUCAACACCCUCUUUAAAUCCAAAAUCAGCCGGAAAUCUGUACAGCCAACUUCUGAAGAGCGGAUCCCCAAGACCAUUGAAAUAAAAUCCAUCACUCAUGAGAUUGAAGAGAAGGGAGUUCGCAUGAAGCUGACAGUCAUUGACACCCCGGGCUUUGGAGACCACAUCAACAACGAGAACUGCUGGCAGCCCAUCAUGAAGUUCAUCAAUGACCAGUACGAGAAGUAUCUGCAGGAGGAAAUCAACAUUAACCGGAAGAAACGGAUCCCAGACACCAGGGUGCACUGCUGUAUAUACUUCAUCCCAGCCACUGGCCACUCGCUGCGACCGCUGGACAUCGAGUUCAUGAAGCGCCUGAGCAAAGUGGUCAACAUUGUCCCGGUGAUUGCAAAAGCCGACACGCUAACGCUGGAGGAGAGGGACUACUUCAAACAAAGGAUCACAGCUGAUCUUCUUGCCAAUGGGAUUGACGUGUAUCCUCAGAAGGAAUUUGAUGAAGACUCUGAAGAUCGGCUAGUAAAUGAGAAAUUCAGGGAAAUGAUCCCAUUUGCAGUGGUGGGUAGUGACCAGGAGUACCAGGUUAAUGGAAGAAGAAUCCUUGGAAGGAAGACCAAAUGGGGCACCAUUGAAGUGGAGAAUACGACACACUGUGAGUUUGCCUACCUGCGGGACCUCCUCAUCAGGACACACAUGCAGAACAUAAAGGAUAUUACCAGCAACAUCCACUUUGAAGCCUACAGGGUCAAGAGGUUGAACGAAGGCCAGAGCUCGCUCUCCAAUGGGGUGACCGACAAAGAGCUGGUGGCUAACGAAAUAUAACCCGUCUCGCUCUGUAGCCAGGACCUUGCUCGCUCACGCUCGCUAUUCCCCCUUCGUUUAUUUUUAUAUGAACCCUCUGCCACUGUCCCUCUUCUCCAACCCCCUCCCCCCCCCCACUGCCAAUGUUAACUGACCAAAUAACCAGGUGCCAUAUCUCGUCGGGCAGAGCGUGGCAGCCUCCCGUCCCCCUGCGCUGCCCGCUUUGUGGCAUGACUUUCUUCCUCAGCCUCUGCCGAGUGUUGCCUGGGGCUGGGGGAGCUGUCAGGGCUGGGGAACGGCGGAAGGCAGCAACCGCCCCACGCGGAGGUUGGCCUCUCUCCGUUCUCCACCGUGGCUCUCGGGACCAGGUAGAGCCUCUCCCCACUAACUGUCCGCUCCAGCUUCUGCUGCCCAUGGGGAGCCUGCUGAGAGCCCGGCAGCGGAGGGAAGGUCUCGGGUAAGCUCCUACCUGCUGCCUUUCCUGCCAUGCUGAGGCCACGGGAAGCAGGUGAAUUUGCUGAAGGCCGAGUCCCUCUUUGUCCCGUGGCUUUGCUGUUUUCUUCUCCGUCCAUUGAAGGCAAGAGUUGCGCCGAGUGAAUGUAGCCUUCAGAAGCAAGGUACGGUGAGAUGAAGAGAGCAAGAUGGUGACAUACUUGUCUCCUGCCUCCUCCUCCUCCCAAGCCCUCUCCAGCCCUCCAGGACCAGCCAGCCCCUCACCCCGGCCCCUGUACCUUUCCUUCAUGCAAUAAACUGGGAGUGUUUAGGCGUUAACUCGCCUAUCACCAAAUCAUGGCCAGGCAGAGCUACCUGCUUUGGGAGAAGUGCCUUUCAAGACUGUUACCCAUGCAAUAGUUGGGAAAGGCUGGGGAGAGGGAGGGCUUAUGCUGUCUGUCUUUGCAGCCUGGAAAAAUGCUUAUCCAGACAACGACUCCUUAUAGAGACUCCUCUUCCUUGUCACUCGCGGCUUGGACCAUAGAUAUGGCUGGUUUCCUGGGAACGCUUGUAUAUUUAUUUUUAAUUCAGUAAGGUUUGUUUUCUGUCGAAGGCUCAGAGUAUGUUUGUCUGAAGGGGGCUGAGAAAGGAACGUCUCUGCAAAGCGGUGGUAGGAAGCUGGAGUUUUUUGUCCUGCCCAACCCUUGUGAUUAUUGGGCUUUUCAGUAAGUCAGAGGAGGGCGUUUUUUGGUUUAAUCUUUUUGAUCCCUCAUGUGAUGUGUACGUAUGUAACAAGCUCCCUAAUUUGGCUAGUCCUCCUGCGAGGGGACCGUGUGCGUGUGCAGACCGAGCCCUGCAUGUUAGCCCCUGGCCGUAGGAAGGGCUGGGGCGGCGUUUUGUAGCGUAGGACCUCCUCUUCUUUACAUGCUCCUUUUGACCAGCUCUGACACCAUCUGCCUCGUGGUUUUUAAAAAAAUAAAUAAAAUAACAAAACAUCUGUAGGAAAAGCUCGUGCACGAGGCUAAUUAAACAACUGCUGCAUGACGCACGAGCGAGUGGUCUUGGAGCAGAGCCUCUACCUGCCCCCAACUGUGCUUGCAUGGCUCUUUGGGAAAUAAUGUCCGCUCCAUCCAUCAGUGGUAUCCCGUCUAAUGGAUGAACCGACAUGCAGGUCACCCGUCUUUCAGCACGUGCUUAAAAUAGCAGCACAUCCCAUCUUCCAGCCGCUGGCAGAUGCCUGCCGAGCUCACCAGACGGUCUCCACUUGGGGCACAGCGCGUUUACGGGUGACGAGAAGGAAAGAGGGUGCUCAAACUCCCAGCGCCGGCAGCGGCUUUGCAGGCUGCCGUUGCCGCGUCGCUCCUUGCGCGGGUGGCCCGGCCCGGGCCGGGAACGGGGCAGCACGGCAGCUCCGGCGGGACCCAGCUCGGCACCCGCGCAGGAGGAAGCCUCGGGAAGGACCCCGGGAUUCGGGACCGACCGUGCGCGGGCGCCUUUGCGUUGCAAGGAGAAUCCGUUCGCCCCCUUAACUCUGGUGGUUUUUUUUUCCCUCCUCAACAUCGCGUAGGAAUUGUUACUGAGCUGUUGAGGAAGAACAGUUAUUUACUUGCUGACUUGCUAUAUUUUAGCAAAAAUGAAAAAAAAAAGUGUAUUAACGGAAAAAAAUAUAUAUUUCAAGUGUUUUUUUUAAAAAAAGACUAUUAAAGGGGAGAAAAUCUUUUGUGUGAGGCACUUCUGCAAAUGUCAUCUUAAACUUUUUUUUCUUUACCCCUAGUCAGUAUCUCAAGCUGGGCCAAGCAAGACAUGCCGCUUUCACCUUUAUAACCUGAUUUUUUUUUUUUGAAGAAAAAAAUAAUACAAUAAAAAAAAAGUCAUCCAGAUCUGUUAAAAUGGCCUUUUGGGGGUUACAAGCAUUAUGACAAAUUUAGUCCAUUUUUGUAUAAAUAAUAGUGUUUAAUAUGUAUUUCCCAAAAUAAAUGUUUCAAAUGCAAAUAGAAA